Messenger RNA from Lynx canadensis (Canada lynx), 3479 nucleotides. It is a transcript of the gene ZNF41, whose product is annotated as zinc finger protein 41. Gene Ontology annotation, cellular component: nucleus. The record is from RefSeq and is a predicted model, not a curated record. Gene Ontology annotation, biological process: regulation of transcription by RNA polymerase II. NCBI's taxonomy places the organism in Eukaryota, Metazoa, Chordata, Mammalia, Carnivora, Felidae. The transcript has 5 exons. Bases 572 to 2887 code for a protein of 771 amino acids. Gene Ontology annotation, molecular function: RNA polymerase II transcription regulatory region sequence-specific DNA binding; DNA-binding transcription factor activity, RNA polymerase II-specific.
CCCUUCCAAGAUGGCGACUCCCGUAGAGACACUCCCGAGGGGACAGCCAUGUUAGUUGCCUGACAAAGUCACUAAAGAACACUUGAAAGCCCGCCUCUCCUCCGACACGCGCACACGCGCUGGCACCUCGCGAGUGCACCCCGUGGGGUUGCGGGCGGCCGGCCGCUCCCAAGCUGACACUGAGCAUGUGCACGGGGAAGUCCAGACACGGAAGAGUCCCUCAGAGGUAGUUUCAACACUUAGGGGCCCGGGACGGAGUUUAACAGAGGCGGCACAGUUGGGCCAGUAAAGCAAUUGAUAUGAUUAUGAGGCUGUUACGACAUGGAUUUCGUAUGCAGUGAUGGUACUCUUUAGGGCCAGUGAUGAUGAGGCUUCUCUGAGGUCCCUAGGGAGGAGGGUUUCUUGGAGUCUCUGAGGAGCCCCUGGGCCAGACCCCGCAGUGAAGGCUGCAGGACCCACCUCCCGGCCCCAGCAGCUCCGAUUGAGUCCACAGGUGUCUACCUGGCUUCAAGCUCCUGGGAAGAGUGGAGUCGUCAGCAAGAGAGCCUGAGAGCCGAGGCCCGGCGGGAACAUGCCAGCUGACCAGAGUUCUCCCCGGUGGUCCUCGGUCCUGGCUCCAGAGGGGCAUGGCAGCUCGUGUGAGGUCUCCGUGUCAUUCGAGGAUGUGACCGUGAACUUCAGCAGGGAAGAGUGGCAGCAUUUGGACCCUGCUCAGAGACGCCUGUACCGGGAUGUGACACUGGAGAACUACAGCCACCUGCGCUCAGUGGGGUACCAGGUUCCCAAACCAGAGGUCAUCUUCAAAUUGGAGCAAGGAGAGGGGCCAUGGACAUUGGAGGGAGAAACCCCACAUCAGAGCUGUUCAGGUGAGGAUAUUGGGAAAGUACAACAACAGAGAAUUUCUGGAAAAGUUCCACUCCCCUGUGAGAAAUUUGGUCAAUCUAUAAGAAAAGCUCCAUUGUGUUCCAUUUUAGAAGAAUUGUGGCAAAAUAAUAGCGAGCUAGAGAGGUAUCCAGGAAGCCAAAAUAACCCUUUAAGUCCUGUGAAAGUGCUGAGCUGUGAAUGUAAAAAUAUUGAAAAAAUAAUUCACGUGAGUUCCAAGCUUGUUCCUUCAAUUAAAAGACUCCAUAACUAUGACACAUUUGGAAAGAGUUUGAAGCACACUUUAAACUUACAUAACCAUAAUAAAAGCAAUUCAACAAAGAACCUCGAUAAGAUUUUUGGAAAUGAUAACAAUUUUGCCCACAGCUCUUCCUCCCCCGAGAAUGCUGCCACAGGGGCAAAUGCCUGCAAAAUUAAUCAAUGUGAAAAGCAUCUUGGCAACAAACAAGUUCUCAUCCCCCAUCAGCAAAUUCAGACCGGAGAGCAACUUUAUGUUUGUACUGAGUGUGUAAAGAGCUUCCCCCAGAAGUCACAUCUCUUUGAGCAUCAGAGAAUGCAUGCUGAGGGAAAAUCCCAUGAAUGCAAUAAAAGUGAGAACGCCCUCACUCAGAAGCCGCAGAUUAAUGGACCUCAAAGUGUUUAUACAGGGGAUAAACCCUAUAUAUGUACUCAGUGUGGGAAGGCCUUUACUCUCAAGUCAAACCUCAUUACACAUCAGAAAAUUCAUACUGGGCAGAAACCGUAUAAGUGCAGUGAGUGUGGAAAAGCCUUUUUCCACAGAUCGUAUCUCUUUAGACAUAUGAGAAUUCAUACAGGAGAAAAACCCUACGAAUGUAGUGAAUGUGGAAGAGGCUUCUCCCAGAAUUCAGACCUUAAUAUACAUCAGAAGACUCAUACUGGAGAGAAACACUAUGCGUGCAGUGAAUGUGGGAAAGCCUUUACAAGAAAGUCCGCGCUCAGAAUGCAUCAGAGAAUCCACACAGGAGAGAAACCUUAUGUAUGCACUGAAUGUGGGAAGGCUUUCAUCCAGAAAUCACAUUUCAAUACACAUCAGAGAAUCCAUACCGGUGAAAAACCUUACGAAUGCAGUGAGUGUGGAAAAUCAUUCACUAAGAAGUCACAACUCCAUGUGCAUCAAAGAAUUCACACAGGAGAAAAACCCUAUAUAUGUACAGAAUGCGGAAAGGUCUUUACUCAUAGGACAAACCUCACUACACAUCAGAAGACUCAUACUGGAGAGAAACCCUACAUGUGUGCUGAAUGCGGAAAGGCUUUCAGUGACCAGUCAAAUCUCAUUAAACACCAGAAAACUCACACUGGAGAGAAACCCUAUAAAUGCAAUGGCUGUGGAAAAGCCUUUAUAUGGAAGUCACGCCUCAAAAUACAUCAGAAGUCUCAUAUCGGAGAGAGACACUAUGAAUGCAAUGAAUGUGGGAAAGCCUUUAUCCAGAAAUCAACACUAAGUGUGCAUCAGAGAAUCCACACAGGAGAGAAACCCUACGUUUGUCCUGAGUGUGGGAAGGCCUUCAUCCAGAAAUCACACUUCAUUGCACAUCACAGAAUUCAUACUGGAGAGAAGCCUUAUGAAUGCAGUGACUGUGGGAAGUGCUUUACUAAGAAGUCACAACUCCGUGUGCAUCAGAAAAUUCACACAGGGGAGAAGCCCAACAUAUGCGCUGAAUGUGGGAAGGCCUUCACUGACAGGUCAAAUCUGAUAACACACCAGAAAAUCCAUACCCGAGAGAAACCCUAUAAGUGCGGUGACUGUGGGAAAACCUUCACCUGGAAGUCCCGCCUCACCAUCCAUCAGAAAUCUCACACUGGAGAAAGGCACUAUGAAUGCAGUAAAUGUGGGAAAGCCUUCAUCCAGAAAGCAACGUUGAGCAUGCAUCAGAUCAUUCAUACAGGAAAGAAACCCUACGCUUGUACAGAAUGUCAGAAGGCCUUCACCGACAGAUCAAACCUCAUUAAACACCAGAAAACGCACAGUGGAGAAAAGCUAUAAAGGCACUGACGGCAAACGCCUUCAGCUGGACCUCACAACUUGGUACGCGUCAGAUGUCUCGUAGAUGGGAAGAGGAGUGACCGUGACACUACAGCUUCCGUGAACAGAAGGCAAGCAAAGCCAAGUACCCUUCAGUCAACGGGAAGUACAAGUACCUGCAUCGCCGCAAGCUGACGCGCAAUUAGACGCGUAGGGAGAUGCUUUGAUAAAGCAUUUGAGCAAUAGUCCUAUUUGGGUGCAUGAUUCAUCCACAGACCCUCAAGCUCCUACAAGCGGUACAAAUAGAGACCCCAGGAGAUGACUUGGAACCUGUUAUGUUUCACUUUUUGGAUGAAGGACUUGAUAAAUUCGGCACUGAUGAGUUCUUCGUCCCCCGGGGUGUAAAAGUACUCAAUAUUGGCCACUUCUUUUUCAGAUUCCUAGGGCGGGGAGAAGAGUUUUUAGAGCACCAAGGUCAAGGCAGAAAACUAUUUGGGAACGCAGGUCUGUGAGUAGAAGCCACAAGUUUUUGUGAUCGUUGACAUUUAAGACACACAAAAAAGAUUGCCAUGAGGAACUGUUCUGUCUCUUCCCUUCACCAUAGAAUUUAAAA